Glossina fuscipes is the source of this 2614-nucleotide messenger RNA. It is a transcript of the gene Sec63, whose product is annotated as translocation protein SEC63 homolog. Gene Ontology annotation, biological process: SRP-dependent cotranslational protein targeting to membrane; post-translational protein targeting to endoplasmic reticulum membrane. The record is from RefSeq and is a predicted model, not a curated record. Bases 244 to 2508 code for a protein of 754 amino acids. NCBI's taxonomy places the organism in Eukaryota, Metazoa, Arthropoda, Insecta, Diptera, Glossinidae. The transcript is spliced from 5 exons. Gene Ontology annotation, molecular function: RNA binding; transmembrane protein transporter activity. Gene Ontology annotation, cellular component: Sec62/Sec63 complex.
ACUGCCGUGCUGGAAAAAAAGAGUUUACCGUUCAAACAGUUCAUAGAAAAAUUAAAUGGAAAAGAUUUAAACAAUCAAUUAAUAGAAUAAAACUGAACGUAUUUUUAACAGGAUUAGUUAACAUCAGUAUCACUAAGAGUCAAAGUUAUUUCGUUUCACUCUGCCGACAAUUUAACGUGUUCAACAAGUAUUCUUGUCAACCAUACAAAAUAAACCGAACUAAGUUUGCAGUGGAGCAAAACCAUGGCUCGGCAGCAAUUUCAAUAUGAUGAGAGCGGUGGCACUUUUUAUUACUUUAUUUUGUCGUUUUUGGCUUUGGUAUUAAUUCCUACAACAAUUUACUCUUGGCCACGUAAAAAGAAAGAAGAUCCCGAAAAACUGAAGCAGGAGUGUCAAUGUUCGGAUUGCUUGAAGAAAAAAACCAUUUUGGCCUCAGCUGAUCCAUACAGAGCUUUAAAAUCCGUUCUUGUUAAAGCAAUCUUAGUACUAGGAUGGAUUCUGUUAAUUUUUUUAACUUAUCGAGUUUCACAGUUUGACUAUGAAAUGGCCAGUUUCGAUCCAUUCGAGAUUUUGAAAAUUGAACCGACAUCUUCAAUGGCGGAAAUUAAAAAAGCUUACCGCAAACUGUCCGUUGUUUUGCAUCCGGAUAAGGAAACGGGUGAUGAAAAAGCUUUUAUGAUGCUUACGAAGGCCUAUCAAGCUCUUACAGAUGAAGUAGCGAAGGCCAACUAUGAAAAAUAUGGUAAUCCUGACGGCCCAGGAGCCAUGUCAUUUGGAAUUGCAUUGCCAUCGUGGAUCGUAGAGAAAGAGAAUUCUGUAUUGGUUCUAGGUUUAUAUGCACUGGUGUUUAUGAUAGCUUUACCUUCUGUAGUUGGCAUGUGGUGGUAUCGGUCUAUUCGCUAUUCAGGAGACAAAGUACUAUUGAAUACAUCACAUAUGUAUUUUCAUUUUAUACUUAAAACUCCACAUAUGUUACUUAAAAGAGCUCUAAUGGUGCUGGCCGCUAGUUUAGAGUUUGACAAACGUCAUAAUUCACAAGUAAUUGAACGACAGUCAGAUAACGAGGAAGUGCCGGCGCUGAUACGCCAACUGCCAAAUCUUAAUGAAAAAUGCAAAGAGCAUCCUCUCUGUCGUAUGUACUCUAUUAAAACUCGAGCUAUUCUUCAUGCCCAUCUUUCACGUAUACCUCUGAGCUUGGAAACAUUGGAAAAGGAUCGACAGUUUAUCGUAAAAAAAUGCCCCUAUUUGGUGCAGGAAAUGGUCUCUUGUGUGCAUCAGAUUGUUAUGCUCGCCUAUGCACGUCGCGCUCCUCGUCUACCCAGUAUUGAGACAAUUGAAAAUUGUAUGAAGAUGUCACCGAUGAUCAUACAAGCCCUCUGGGAAUUUAAGUCGCCGCUCUUACAGUUACCGCACAUUACCGAAGACCAUUUAUACUUUAUGAACAAAAAAAGACACAUAAAAAAUUUACAACAAUUUGCCCAAUUAUCAUCUGAGGAGAGUCGGCAUCUUCUUAAAAGCUUGCCAGAUUUUGAGUACGAAAAUGUUAUGAAAGUUCUCGGUCAAAUGCCGUUGGUCGACUUUUCAAUACGUUGCGAAGUUAUAGAUGACGAAAACACGAACGUGGUAACAGCAGGAGCUAUUGUUACUGUCACCGUUACAUUAAUACGUCAAGACAUGAAAACAUUGUUCGGAAAUUCCAAGGUGCCACAAAAGCAAAGUAUCAAAGAUGAUGAAGAGCGCGCUGAAGAGCAAGAGGGUGACGGGGUUGGCGUUGGCGCAGCGCCAAUUAAAAAGCAGGCUCCAUGGAGUAAAAUGCGUAAAGGCAAAGGUGGAAAAGGUGGGAAGAAACCAGGAUCGAAUCAAAAAAGAAAACCUAAUCCGCCGAAAAAUUCUGCUGCUAGUGGUAACACUGACACGCAAGAGCAAUCUAAAUUGAACUCCGAAGCCGAUUCUGAUGCUGAUGGCAGUGAUUUAGAUGAGAAAGAUUCGGUUUCGGGCAGCGAAGAUGAAAACGACAAGCAAACGAAAAAUAUAUCUUCACUAACGGUUGACGAUGACGACGAGGAAUGGGAAAAACUUCAAGCCAAAUUAAAUAAGCGCGAAAAGUUCGAAGGCAAAUCCCGCAUAUCACACACUGUACAUUGUCCCUUCUUUCCAGAAGAAAAACAGGAAUACUGGUGGACUUACAUCUGCGAUCGGAAAUCACGUACAUUGUUAACCGCACCAUACUAUGUAACAAAUCUGGUGGAAAGGGAGGAGAUACAAUUGAAGUUCACUGCUCCACGAUGGCCUGGUGUCUACACUUUCACCGUUUGUCUCCGUUCUGAUUCAUAUUUGGGUAUGGACCAACAACAGGAGCUGAAGUUAGAUGUACAAAAAGCUCCGGCACCACCUACCGAACAUCCUCAAUGGGAUCUAAGCGAGUCGGAACCUGAGCAUAACGACCAACAAGAGAGUCUAAGUGACUAUCCGACCGAUACUUCUGACGAAGAGGAGAAUUCCGAAUAAAAAGCAAUAAAAACAAACAAUACCAAUGCGCGAAACACCCCCACUAAUACCCUCCUAUAUUUUUUAAAUAAUGAAGAUACUAUGCAUUCGCACCAAUAUCAAAUCA